CAACCUUGUGACCAUAGGAAAGUUUCAGCACUUUUGUAUUGAUCAGAAGAAAGAAAGUCUUCAGUCGAGUCGCUGGUGCUGUCGGAAAAUAACGACUACGAAAAUCUUCGGUAGUGAAAUUUAAUAGAGCGUCUUAAAUAAAUAUUUUUAGAUAUUACGGUUUACAAAAUUAAAAGUAAGAAAACGCACACAAAUUAUACGUUUGCUUUGUGUAGCCGGCACCCAUAUUUAGUGUAGAAGAAACAUUUGUUGGAAAAGAGAAAAACGAGUUCACGAGCGUGAAAUUGUAACUGUGAUAAAGGUGGUUGUGAAAGUUUGUGUUUUCUGGAAGACUGUUGAAAGUCAUUGCCUAGGAAAUGUCGCUUAGAAAGGCCAUUUUCUUUUUAUUAUUGGUAUGCCUAAACGCAUCUUUCGGCCAAGCGUCACAACAAUCUGAUAAAUCCACUGAUGAUGAUGAUUCGAAUCCCUUGUUUGAUAUGGCUUCGAUGUUUAUUCAAGAAGCCAUGACCAAUCAAAAUAAUGGAAGAGGCAGAGGCGAUAGUAGUGGACCAGGCUUGUCCGCAGUAGCAUCAUUAAUUGGAUCAUUUUUGCAAGCAAAUAGCGGGAGCGGAGGCAAAAAUGCCGGCUUGCAAAUUCUCUCUGGUAUUGGAAGCCUGUUGGCUAACGCUGGUAACAAUAAUGGCCGCAGUGGGGGAUUUGACCCGUCCAUCAUAGGAAACGUUAUUGAAAUGUUUACCCAAGGUGACGACAACGACGACGACAGUAGUGAUUAUCACCGAAAAAGGCGUGAAAAUGAAUCGGGCAUAGAUCUCGGCUCCAUUAUCCAAAUAGCAUCAGCAUUUAUGGGACAAAAUGGCGAGCAGUCAUCUCAACGUCCCCAUAACCAUCAGCAAAAACGUUCAGUGAACAACGAAAAUCCACCAACUGAACAUAAGGAAGAUAAUGGGCUUAUGAGUUUACUGCCACUAGUCAUGCAAGCUAUUAGCUCUUUUGCUGGACCCGAAGGCCAACACACACAAGAAAAACAUAAGGAUCACGCGUGGGUUUUGCCCCCAUUUUUGGAACAUAUGCACGUUAUGUGGGAUCAUUUUUCGAACUCUGAACUAGCCGAUGCUUUGUAUGAGAAAUCUGGAAUAAAUAAGAUUCUAAAGGGAUUCAAAGGGCGUGAUGGUAAAGUCGACUACGAUAAGUUGUUCGAAUCUUUAAACAAUCAGUCAUUUAGGCGGCGCUGGAUAAAAUCUGCUACACUGUAUUUGGCUGAUUGGGCAAGUUAUUUGGCGAACCCAGAUGUCUACCUAAAGUAUUUCCAGACGGCACAGUUCAUGUUUAAUGGAUUCCUAAAAGCUCAAGGUUAUCCAAAAAGCACUUUUUUCGAUGCCAAUAGACCUACGGAGACGAUUUCUAAUUUAUUGGAUCAUGUUGCAAAACACCAUUUGAAUGUGAAAAUCCAGUCGCGACAAUAUGUGAAGCCUGCUGUUGGAUAUGCUAAGGACAUCUUAAAAUUGGGCAAAGCACGCGGACUCUUGCAAUUUAACUCGACCGAAAUUAGUGACAAACUUACAGAUACUCUCAAUUUGGAGGUCAUUGAACCCAUAUUAAAAGUGCAUCGUGCAUACCGAUACGUGUCUAAACAGCCACAAUGUGAUCGCUACGUUCUAUGUAAGCUGAAUGAUCCACAACAGUAUUCAGACGAAGAAACGCUUGGCCUCAUAUCGAACGUUAUGCCGAAAAUUGUGAAAGUUGGAAGUAUGGGAGCUGCUUUUUUUAUCAGCACAGAAACGGGAACCCCCUUCUGGACAUUAUUCAGCGUUGUUACAUCCGCAUCAAGCUGUGAGGUUAAAUAUCCUGUUGACUGCAGUGGUUUUCACGAAGGCGAGGCAAGAGUAACCACAGAGUAUAUACACAACGAAUUGUAAGAGUGAAUGGAUUAGACCAGGAAGAUGAGAUGUGGUUCUCCAAAAUAUCAAAGACCUUCAGUAAUGUCUUUACGGGAGGUUAUGAAAGUUCCAGCGUAAACAAUGCAUGAUAUGCUUUUUAAGCCCAUAGUGUUUACUCGAUUACAAACAUUCAAAUAGAUAAGUUCGCCUAUAGUAGCUGAAAUUUAUUUUAUGGAUUUAGUUUAACACGUUCCUGUAGCGUGAUAUUUGUAAAAUGUAAAUAAUUAGUAUUAUCUUGUUGAAGAUCAAAAAUAAAUUAAGCACAAGUGUAAUUUGAAA
Messenger RNA from Stomoxys calcitrans (stable fly), 2216 nucleotides. RefSeq lists its product as uncharacterized. The transcript is spliced from 5 exons. The record is from RefSeq and is a predicted model, not a curated record. Lineage: Eukaryota; Metazoa; Arthropoda; Insecta; Diptera; Muscidae. The coding region runs from base 357 to 1916 and encodes 519 amino acids.